AUGAGGUACUUCCUAGGAAUUGAAGUUAUACAAAGUGAUAUAGGAAUUUUCAUUUGCCAAAGACAUUAUGCCCGUGAGAUGUUAGCUCGGUUCAACAUGACAGAAUUUAAUCCAGUUUGCAAUCCAAUUGUGUCAGGCACUGUACUAUCCAAAGAUGAUGAAGGAACAUUAGUUGAUGCCACCAAAUUUAAACAAGUUGUUGGUAGUCUCAUGUACCUAACCGUUACUCAACUAGACGUAAUGUUCAGAGGAAGUCUAAUUAACAGGUACAUGGCUACUCCAAAGGCAUCACAUUUGGCUACCACAAAGCAAAUUCUGAGGUAUGUAAAAGGUACCAUUGAGUACAGUAUUCUAUACCAAAAGGGUGGAAAAACUAAAAUCACAGCCUACAGUGAUAGUAACUAUGAUGGGGAUUUGGAUGAUAGACAAAACACUUAUGGAGCAAUAUUCAUAAUAGGAUCAGGGGUUAUAUCAUGA
Vigna radiata var. radiata (mung bean) is the source of this 477-nucleotide messenger RNA. RefSeq lists its product as uncharacterized. The transcript has a single exon. The coding region runs from base 1 to 477 and encodes 158 amino acids. NCBI's taxonomy places the organism in Eukaryota, Viridiplantae, Streptophyta, Magnoliopsida, Fabales, Fabaceae. The record is from RefSeq and is a predicted model, not a curated record.